AUGAAAACACCACUCAUCCUCACCCUGUUAUCAACAACCCUCACCUCCGCAACAGCGUCAACCCUCCAAUCCCCCCUCGAUCCCCCCAACAACAAUGCCAUAAACAUGAACCCAAAAACAGGAAACCCCAUAAUCCCAGGCUGGUACGCCGACCCGGAAGCCCGCGUCUUCGACACAACCUACUGGAUCUACCCAACCUACUCCGCCGCCUACGAAUCCCAAACCUUCUUCGACGCCUUUUCCUCCCGGGACCUCCUCACCUGGACCAAACACCCCCGCAUCUUGGAGUUCGGGGGCAUCCCCUGGUCCACGAAUCGGGCUGCGUGGGCGCCGAGUGUGAUUCGUCGGCCUGCUUCGCCUACAACCAACCACAGUGACGAUGUCGCAGGGCAUGGGUACGAUUACUUUAUGUACUUCUCCGCCGGGGACGGGGCAGGAAUUGGAGUCGCGAAAUCGACGACGGGACGGCCUGAGGGCCCGUAUGCCGACGCCCUUGGAGAACCGCUUAUCCCGACCACCGUGUUUGGGGCGGAGCCGAUCGACGCGCAGGUGUUUAUUGAUGAUGAUGAACGCGUGUGGCUGUAUUUCGGGGGGUGGAGCCAUGCCGUCGUGGUGGAGUUGGGGAGUGACAUGGUGAGUUUGAAGGGGGAGUAUCUCGAGAUAACACCCAAAGGGUAUGUCGAGGGGCCGUGGAUGAUGAAGAGGAAGGGGGUGUAUUAUUUUAUGUUUAGUGUGGGGGGAUGGGGAGAUGACUCCUACGGAGUGAGUUAUGUUACUGGGGAGUCGCCUACGGGUCCGUUUACCACGGAGCCGGUCAAGAUUCUCGCUGGGAAUGCGACGGUUGGCACCGGGACGGGCCAUAAUAGUGUGAUCACACCAGAUGGAAAGGACUACUAUAUCGUCUAUCAUCGGCGGCCGGUGAAUGACACCGAGCGCGAUCACCGCGUGGUCUGCAUCGAUCGGAUGGAGUUUGAUGCAGAGGGGAAUAUCCUGCCGGUGGUGAUUACGACCGAGGGCGUAGAUGCAAAGGCAUUGGAUCAGCCGACCCUGUCUAGCGUAAAUGCUUGA
Aspergillus fischeri NRRL 181 is the source of this 1068-nucleotide messenger RNA. RefSeq names its product glycoside hydrolase family 43 protein. NCBI's taxonomy places the organism in Eukaryota, Fungi, Ascomycota, Eurotiomycetes, Eurotiales, Aspergillaceae. Gene Ontology annotation, molecular function: hydrolase activity, hydrolyzing O-glycosyl compounds. The record is from RefSeq and is a predicted model, not a curated record. The transcript has 2 exons. The coding region runs from base 1 to 1068 and encodes 355 amino acids. Gene Ontology annotation, biological process: carbohydrate metabolic process.